UAAACAUAACAUGACUGCUUUAACAAAUUUCUAAUACCCUUAUGGUAACACAUUCCAAUCAAUUUGGGCCAUUACAUAACAGAGGCCCAUUUCUAUGCACGUGCAUGUAUCGAUUGGCAUCACUUCACUCUGCUCACCAAAGUCUGCAGCUUCUCUGUUACACAAUUACACAACACAAACUCAACUUUCUUCCUUACUCGCGAGUCACUGAACACUGCACUCAACCAAUCCAAAACACUCUCCAAACAAAACCCCACACCAUUCCCUUCUUCACAACGAAUCUCCAAUUCCCAUUUUUCUAUCCACUCCUUCCAAUUUCCUUCGUCAACCCAAGCCACUGCUUCCACCGUUUCAACGCAAAAUUCAAGCAUUCUUGAAGAGCCCUUCCGAUGCGCCUCACCGGACCCAUUGAUCCAUGAAUCGUAAAAUGGAGGCAGUGGCUGAAAACCCCGCAAGGUCGACGGGGUUAAAGUACGCAUCCAUAAACCCUAACAAACCUCAACCAUCCCCAAUUCCCAAACCCAACCAAUUUCCCUCCCACCUCGACGCGCCCAACGUCUCGUCUUCCGCUCGUGCCCUUUGUGACAUCCUCACACGCGCCUCCCCUCACGACAUCGAAACCGCCCUCUCCUCCUCGGGAAUCGAUCCCGAGGAGGACCUCGUCAAAGAGGUCCUCAAACUCUCUUACAACUACCCUUCCUCCGCCGUCAAGUUCUUCCGGUGGGCCGGGCGAGGCAAAAAGCACCCGGCUCAUACCUGGAACUUGAUGGUCGACCUGCUGGGUAAAAACCAGCUUUUCGAGCCCAUGUGGGAUGCCGUCAGGUCUAUGAAACAGGAAGAGAAACUUUCUCUCUCCACCUUCGCUUCCGUCUUCCAUAGCUACUCCGCUGCCGGUAGGUUUAACGAGGCCGUCAUGAGCUUCGACGUCAUGGACAGGUACGGCGUCAAGCAGGACGUGGUGGCCGUUAACUCGCUCCUCAGCGCCAUUUGCUGCGAGGACAACCAAACAUCCGUGGGCGUCGAGUUUCUCGAGAGCAUCAAGGCGAAGGUGUCGCCUGACGGCGACACCUUUGCCAUUCUUCUCGAAGGGUGGCAAAAGGAAGGCAAUGCUGCUAAAGCUAAGAUCACGUUUGGUGAUAUGGUGGCUCAAAUUGGCUGGAACAAGGACAAUGUUGCUGCCUACGACGCGUUUUUGAUGACCCUCUUUAGCGCUGACCUCAUGGAUGAUGUUGUCAGGUUCCUUCAGGCUAUGAAGGACCAUGGUUGCUUCCCAGGUUUGAAAUUCUUUACCAACGCGCUUGACGCUCUUGUCAAGCGAAACGACGCCCAUCACGCUAUCCCUAUGUGGGAUGUGAUGGUCAGUGGCGAGUUAGUGCCUAAUUUGAUCAUGUAUAAUGCCAUGAUUGGGUUGCUCUGCAACAAUGUUGCUAUUGAUCACGCCAUUCGCCUGCUCGAUGAGAUGGCUUUCCAUGGCGCUUUUCCGGACUCCCUUACCUACAACAUGAUCUUUGAGUGCUUGGUGAAGAACAAGAAGGCGCGUGAGACGGGGAGGUUCUUCGCCGAGAUGAUCAAGAAUGAGUGGCCCCCUACCGGCCCUAACUGCGCUGCCGCCAUUGCAAUGUUGUUUGAAUGUGAUGAUCCCGAAGCAGCGCAUGAAAUUUGGAGUUAUGUUGUUGAGAAUCAUGUCAAGCCGCUUGAUGAGAGUGCGAAUGCCAUGCUAGUUGGACUUUGUAACUUGAGUAGAUUCUCGGAGGUUAAGAGGUUGGCUGAGGAUGUGCUUUAUAGAAGGAUCAAGGUGUAUGAAUCUACAAUGACUUUCCUGAAGGAUGCCUUCUAUAAAGAAGGAGGGCAGUUUUCGUGGGCUUUCAUGAAAGUUGUGCAUGCUUGCUUAGAGCAAACCUGCAGAUUAAGUUUCCUUACGUGGACAUUUAUCAUCAGUGCUUUGAUGCAAGUGCCUCGUGCUUAUACUCUAUUAGAUUUUUGUGCAUAUGUUAUUGAUAGCAUUGCCUUGUUGGUGUAAGUGGGGAUUCAUGGUACUAGAAUUGUGGUCGCAAGAUCAAAGUUUUCAUGGUUUCUACAACUGUGUCGACAACCGGAAUCUAAAACACUCGGACCACAAAGACCCGAAGUGGAGAGAGUUGAAUGAUAAAAUUAUCUUAGGGGUGGUAUGGGCCAUUACGACGGUUUUCAUUUUUUAUUUUUUUCUUGGCUGUUUCAUGCAAUUAAAUUGUUUCAAAUAUGAUUUUUUAAAAGAAUUCUCUGAACAUUGUUAGUUGGUCAUGGGGUUUUCUACUUUUGAGGCCGCUUGAUUGACAAUUCCAAAGAGAUACACCUUGCUCAACUAUUCUUUUUACAGUAUGUGCAUCAUUGAAGGAUUUUCUGUAGUCAUGUGAUAGUUAACUAUUGGGUAUGUUUAUUUGGAUCAUAAUCUGCCCUCUUCCCCUCCUCCUCCUGGGCUCUCAUUCACAGAAUCUAGGUACUUCUGAAUCAAAAUUCAUGGAUUAUUCCCUCACUCGUCCUCUUUUGCUAUUUCUCAUUCCUUGUUCUAGCGAUGGCUUGAUCAUCAAAGAACCCAGGGAAAGCUCUGUUCUUCCUUUUAAUUAAUAUGUUCAUCCUUUUUAUUCUAGGUUUUGAGGAAUGAGAUUGUAUUCUAUGCCAAUGAGGUGACAAGAUUGUGGAUCUUCAUAGAGGGAUAUUGUGCAUAUUGCUGAGUGCUAACAUCCUAUAUUCAUUUUUUAGUCCACUUCCUCCGUAUUUUUACUUUGCUUGGUUCAUUCAUCUCCCAAAUAUGCCGUAAUGCUUAAAAAAGGCUGAUAUGUUUGAUGCAAAUUGUCCAUAGAUUUGGUAAAAUUGAGGGAGAUAUUUUAGAAUUUAAUGUGAUUGAAAUUUACUCCUUUAUUGAAAGAAGGUCCAUAUAGUUAAACCAAAUAAUUCUGGGAUCUCGGAAUUCAUAAACACUCUUGACUCAUCUAAUGUAGAGCGUGCUAGUAACCUGCUACAAAUUGAGAGUAUAUUGUGUUGAUAAUUUCUUUUAUGAUUACUGUCUGCAAUCUAUGGUUCAUCUUUUCCUCACAUUUAGCUCAUUUACUGUAUGCACAGAAGGGCAAAUAUGUUAUUGGUCUUAAUUGUUUUUUGGAUGGGAAAAGAUUUGUGAAAGGGAAGACUAUAAUUUCUAGGCCAGGGCUUGCCACAAGAUUUAGCAUGGGCUUCUGCUGCCUACUUAUAAAUAGCUGACCAAGAUGGAUGGUUAUCAAACAUAAGCUGUUCAGGAAAGUGUCCCCGGAUCCUUACCAACACCUGGUGGUGAGUGCUUCUGUUUAUUACUUUCACUUGUACUUACAGAUGUUCCUUGUCACAUGGUGACAUGUAAACUUUGUAUAAAUAUUAUAUAUAUGCUUUAAAAUUUAUUACAAAUGGUUGAAGCAUAGCUCAAACUUAAAUCAAUUGUUAUUCUGGUAUAUUUUUGUUUACAUUAGUAGAGAUAUCAAUUAUUAGCAAAACGAAGCACAGCUUAAGAUGAUAAUUGUAUUCGUUAUACCUAACAGAAGCACUUCUUUAAUACAGAGAACUGUGUAAAUAAUUUAUAUAUUUA
Molecule: messenger RNA, 3592 nt
Organism: Vigna angularis (adzuki bean)
Lineage: Eukaryota; Viridiplantae; Streptophyta; Magnoliopsida; Fabales; Fabaceae
Product: pentatricopeptide repeat-containing protein At1g77360, mitochondrial
Exons: 2
Coding region: 416-2020 (534 amino acids)
Biological process (GO): RNA splicing
Molecular function (GO): protein binding
Source: RefSeq, a predicted model, not a curated record